GUUGCUAUAAAGCUGCAUACAACAUGGGCGCGCUUGUGCUUGCUGCCGGAGGAUUGCUGUACUUGCGUCUCGGUGGGAAGAACCAUAUCAAUCAAUCAUACCCAAUUGAGCCCGCACCGCUUGUCUCCUCCCUCGCCUGGACACCAUGCCGUUCGCCUCGCCUCACCCGCCUCUAGAUAUCGCGAAAUGCAAUCUGCUGGAAUAUCUGUUUCCGAACGGGGAGACGCCAACGGAUACGCCGAUUUGGAUUGAUGCGAAAGACACGAGCCACCACCUCACGCCCAGGACCCUGCUGCAAUGGACGAAGCGGCUCGCCAUGGGCUUGGACCGCGUAGGCAGCAAGCCGGGAGAGGUGGUCAUGAUUUACACACCAAAUCACAUCUUUGUGCCUGUGGCUUAUCUGGGAAUCGUGGGGUCCAAGAGGAUCUUUAGCGGAGCGAAUCCAGCAUACACAGUGUCGGAAAUGGCCCACCAAAUCUCAAAUACGCAAGCACAGUAUAUCCUCGCACAUCCAUCGCUGGCAAAAAGUGCUAUGGCGGCAGCGCAGAAGGCCGGCUUGCAACAUGGCCGAGUUUUCCUCUUUUCCGAUGUCCCCAAUGCGUCAAUAGAAGGUUGCCGUGACUGGAGAGACUUCCUACCGUCGCCUGCUGACGCGGAUGCAUACACCUUCCCUGACAUGUCCGACGAAGACGCCACAAGUACCACAGCAACGGUCAACUACUCCUCCGGCACAACCGGGUUGCCCAAGGGUGUCCAAGUUAGCCAUCACAAUCUUGUCGCGAACCUAGACCAAACCAUCUACAUGCGCUACCUCAAAAAGCCAUGGGACCACACGAACCGGCCACGCGAAGUCUGGCUCGGCUUCUUACCUCUAUACCACGCAUACGGCCAACUGUACACCAUCGCCAUGGCUCAAAAGCUUCAGAUUCCCGUCUACAUCAUGAAGCAGUUCCAGUACGAGGAGUUCUUGAGAGCGAUCCAAGACUACAGGGUCACGCAUCUGCAGGUUGCGCCCCCAAUCAUGGUCAUGCUGAGCAAGAGGCCGGAAACUGCCAAGUAUGAUUUGAGCAGCGUGACGGAUAUUCUGUGCGGCGCUGCGCCUCUGAGCAAGGAAUUGCAGAGGGAGAUCAGUAAGAAGCUGGAAUGUGAGAUUGUGCAGGGCUGGGGGAUGACCGAAGUCACUUGCGGCGCGAUCCAUGUGCCGGGCGGCCAUAUCGACGACUCCGGUAGCGUAGGGCAGCUCGACCCGAACUGCGAAUGCAUGCUGCUUGACGACGAUGGCAACGAGGUAGCCGACGGCCAGCCCGGCGAGCUCUACGUCCGAGGCCCCCAAAUUUGCCUCGGAUACUGGCGCAAUCCGCACGCAACGAAGGAGACUCUCUCCCCGGAUGGCUGGCUGCGGUCCGGAGACGUUGCUGUCUGCAAGGAUGACUGGUUCUGGAUCGUCGACCGGAAAAAGGAGCUCAUCAAAGUCAACGCCCUCCAGGUAGCCCCGGCCGAACUGGAAGCCGUCCUCCUAGAAUUCGACCCCAUCGCUGACGCAGCAGCUGUCGGCAUCACAUUAGACGGCCAGGAAUGGCCUCGUGCAUAUGUGGCUCUGAAGGACGAACAUAAGGGACGUGUCACGGAAGACCACAUCCACGCGCACAUGAAGGAAAAAGUGGCGAAGCACAAGCAGCUGGUGGGCGGCAUCGUAUUUGUGGAGGAGGUGCCAAAGCUGCAGUCCGGGAAGAUUAUGAGGAAGGUGCUGAAGGAGUGGGCGAAGAAGGAUGCGGAGAGGAUGGGAGGUGCAAAGGCGAAGUUAUAGGAUAGUAUGAAAGAAG
Messenger RNA from Trematosphaeria pertusa, 1823 nucleotides. Its product is annotated as acetyl-CoA synthetase-like protein. The transcript is spliced from 4 exons. The coding region runs from base 146 to 1807 and encodes 553 amino acids. Lineage: Eukaryota; Fungi; Ascomycota; Dothideomycetes; Pleosporales; Trematosphaeriaceae. The record is from RefSeq and is a predicted model, not a curated record. Gene Ontology annotation, molecular function: CoA-ligase activity. Gene Ontology annotation, biological process: secondary metabolic process.